GAAGAAUUCACUUUCAAGCAAAAUGAUUCAAUAUAACAUAAAUUUGAAAAGAAUAGAUGAAAACAUAAGAAAAGUGGAAAGAAGACAUGAAGUUCUGAAAUGUCAGUUCGAAAAAAUUAAACAAAAUGCUAAAGAAGAAUCAAUGUUGGAUGUGAAUAAAAUGUUGAAUCAUUCGUUUAAUAACCAAGAA
Molecule: messenger RNA, 190 nt
Organism: Schistosoma intercalatum
Lineage: Eukaryota; Metazoa; Platyhelminthes; Trematoda; Strigeidida; Schistosomatidae
Source: the annotation of a GenBank genome assembly